GCAGCACGUUAUUCGGAUAGGCCCCACCAAUAGAUAUCAUCACACUAUAUUAUUCAUAUUCUAUGAUUUCUUUCCCUUCCCAAAACUGUCCUUUUUCUAACCGUCCGAUCUUCGCUAGUUUUCUAUAUUUAACGUUCUUCUUUCUCCCUCCCGUUUCCGUAACCGUCCGCCACCACCUUCCCUCGAUUACCAGCCAAGAUAUAACAAAAAAGCAUGGGCGUCGAUUAUUACAAUAUUCUUAAAGUGAACCGCCACGCCACCGACGACGAUCUCAAAAAGGCUUACAAAAGGCUGGCCAUGAUUUGGCACCCCGACAAGAACCCUUCUUACAAACGACCUGAAGCCGAAGCCAAAUUCAAGCUUAUUUCCGAAGCUUACGAUGUUUUAUCUGAUCAGCAGAAACGACAGAUCUACGAUCUUUACGGCGAGGAGGCUCUUAAAUCCGGACAAUUCCGGCCUUCUUCUUCGCCUAACCAAUCUUACGCUUCCACCUCGUCGUCGUAUCCGCGCGGAGCUGGCCAUUACUAUAAUAAUAAUAAUAAUAAUAAUAAUCAGAGGCAGCAGCAACCUAAUACGGGGUCUUUCCGGUUUAAUCUGAGGGACGCGGAUGAUAUAUACGAAGAGCUGUUUGGGGCGGAAGCGAAUGGGGGAGGAGGGGGUGGAAGGGGAAAUAGAGGGUUUAGUGAAGGGUAUUUUAGGAAUAGUAAUGGUUACGGGAGUAGUAGCAGUACUAGUAAUGGAGAAAUGAGGAAAGCGGCUGCUGUGGAAAAUGUGUUGCCUUGUAGCCUGGAAGAGCUAUAUAAAGGUGCCAAGAAGAAAAUGAGGAUUUCCAGGACUGUUUUUGACCCUUUCACCUCAGGUAAGUUUAGGACUGUGGAGGAGAUAUUGACUAUUGAAAUAAAACCUGGUUGGAAGAGGGGCACCAAGAUCACAUUCCCUGAGAAGGGUAACGAGGAGCCUGGUAUAAUUCCUGCUGAUGUUAUUUUUGUGAUAGAGGAGAAGCCACAUGCUCUUUAUAAGAGGGAUGGUAAUGAUUUGGUCGUCAAUCAGGAGAUUACAUUGCUGGAGGCCCUCACUGGUAAGACUCUCGACCUGAUUACCCUAGAUGGGAGGAACCUCAUGAUCCCACUAACUGAUAUCAUCAAGCCUGGUACUGAGGUUGUGGUUCAAAACGAAGGAAUGCCUAUCUCGAAAGAAACUGGGAGGAAGGGUAAUUUGAGGGUCAAGUUAGAUGUCAAAUACCCAUCCAGGCUAACCACAGAACAGAAAUCUGAGCUAAGGAGAGUUUUGGGCAGUGUUUCGUAGUGCUUUUAAUAGUAGUAGGUCUUGAACUUUUCGUUGCAUGUAAAUAGUGUAUAUAGUUGUAGAAUGUGAAGGCUUGGAAGUUUUUGGGUUUUCCAUUUUGCCUUGGAGGAGCUGAGAAUUGGCUAGCCAUUACAAUCAACCAUUUGGAAAUCUGAUGGUAAUAGGUUUCAUUCUAACUGGAAGCAGUUGGGUUUUCCCCGUAUUUUUUGGGCUAAACAGGUAAUUAGCCCUGAUCUUUUAUUUAUAUAUAUAUAU
Durio zibethinus is the source of this 1560-nucleotide messenger RNA. RefSeq lists its product as uncharacterized. NCBI's taxonomy places the organism in Eukaryota, Viridiplantae, Streptophyta, Magnoliopsida, Malvales, Malvaceae. Gene Ontology annotation, molecular function: protein-folding chaperone binding. Gene Ontology annotation, cellular component: cytosol. The record is from RefSeq and is a predicted model, not a curated record.